Molecule: messenger RNA, 2994 nt
Organism: Naumovozyma castellii
Lineage: Eukaryota; Fungi; Ascomycota; Saccharomycetes; Saccharomycetales; Saccharomycetaceae
Gene: RIC1
Product: Ric1p
Exons: 1
Coding region: 1-2994 (997 amino acids)
Source: RefSeq, a predicted model, not a curated record
AUGCAUUUAUGGCCUGUUUGUCCCCCUCAGAAGUUUACAGUAGCUCCAAGGUCCACGGACCUUCCAGAACUGGAAAUUAAUGAUAAUGAAAUAAAACAGAUAUUACCAUUACCUUCCUCCAACGCCCUUAUAUACCUUCAUCCAGCAAGAGUAUCAAUUUAUAACUUUAAGCCAUUGGCAUUGGUGGAAGCACACGAGAGAAGUAAAGAAUCCAUUGAUGAAUUUGGAGUUAAUAGAUUCAUUGCUACUUCCACGUCAUUGACUGAACCUGUGAAGGCAUUCUUAUCUGAAAGAGAAGUAGAUUGUCAAGCAUGGCCACAGGGGAAAGUGGUAUUUUACGUGGUUACAGAUAAGAAUUAUGUACUUGCAUAUCAAAUAUUGAAAAACUCUACCAGCCUGACCAUAUUUCAAGAGUACGGCAUUCCUAUUGUCAAUCCUAUUGAACUGCGAGAUAAUAUAAACCAUGAUUAUGAUAAUGAUUCAGAUGAUGAUACUCUAACAGUAUUCGAAAAGAAUAAUUCAUCUAAAAUUAUUCAGAAUGGGUAUACUGUAACAAAGGCAAGAGGAUUUUUAAAUUUUCUAUCAUCAAAUAAUGAAAAUUUAGAGGAGAUACCUGUGAAGAAAUUAGAAUUAAGGCUAAAAAUUGUCUUGAAAUUUGAUUUCGAGAUCGUAAGUAUAUUAGGAUUCAAAAGAUUCUCUAAAGAAGGUGACGGUAAAUUCGAAGAAAAUCUGCUUGUCUUGUUUCCUCAUGGGUUGCAAAUAUUAAAUUUGGUAGACUUCAAAUUGAACAAGAAUUCAUUAAUCAAGAUAGAAAAUUGUAAACAGAUUUGCAUUUGCAAUGGACUUUUACUGGUGAUUUCAGAGAGUAAAGAAGAUAACAGCAUAACUGUAAACGAAAUCGAUGCGGAAAACCAGACGGCAACAACUACCACAAUACUCAAUAAGAGUGGUUUAAUUUCAAGUUUUGAAUUUAAUGGAAAAGUAACGCUUGUAUUUGAAGAUCAUUUAGACUUCUUUGACCCUAAAUUGAAAAAGAUAACCUAUUCGUGGUCAACCACAAUGAAAAUUAAAAUAUGCAAGCAACUAAAUGAGAAAACUUUAGCAAUAGUUUCCAAGAAUAAUAAUCUUCAUUUUUUCAGCAAUUUAGGAAACCUACUAUUUUCCACCAACUCAGAUGAUGAAUUACUCGAAAAAAAUUUAGACUAUUCGGAUAUUAUGUGCUUAGAUCAAUCACUACUAACUGUGGCUUCAACAGGUGAUUUUGAAUUUUGGCAAUUAUGGAAAGAAUCACAACAGACAUUUUCAGAUUUCCGUGCAUCAAAACCACAUGUUUUACAUGAUAAAAACAAUGAUAUUAUUGUCUUUUCUCCUUCAGCCGAUAUUAGUAUUCAUCAUGAUGCGUUCCAGAAUAUAAAACUUCCGACAAAGACGUUGAACAAUCUUCUCACAAUGGUAAGAAUUAACGCCAGCUUAAAACUUUUGUCGACAUAUAUAUCCAAUAAGAACAUGUUAUUACUGCAGAACUUGGAAACAAACAUAUGGUAUCACUUUCGUAACAUCACAAUCUUAGACAUGCAUUGGCUAGGAAACACGUAUUUACUUUGCCACCUUGCGAGAGAAGAUGGGACAAGGGCAUUACAAUGUUUUAGAUUCCCAUUACAAGGCAUUAAAGCUGAUGAACUUUCAACUUACAGUAUAUGGGAAUUCGACAUCCCCGAGCAAUUGACAGUUUUCAGUGUACAUGUUAAUACCCUAUUUAGAUACAAAUUACUGAAGAUAAAACCUAAAGAAAACGUUUCUAUCGAAGUACAAACGGAGAAAUUUUUCAAGACCGCUGAGAUCAUAUUGGUUACUAAUUCGCAAAUUAUGAUAAUUGAUGUAAUAUCUGUUGUCCAUCCAAGUGGAAUAAAUAUAAUAAAAAAAUUUCAUCAAUAUGCCAGCGUGACAAUCCCAACGGAUGUCAAUGUGAAACAUAUCGAAUGGAUAACAAAUUAUAGGGAUGGACUAUUAUUUUUAUCUGAUCAUAAGAUAUUCAAGAUUGGAAAAUUAAAUGCGGAGGAAUGGCAAUCAGUCAUCCUAUUAAACAAUAUUGAAAGAAUUGUUGAUGUUUUAAAUGAUGAAGUGUUUUUAAUUCAAAAAAAUGAAUGCGUUGUUUACAAAUUGGAAUCAUUAUGGGAGGAUAAGAAGGCUUCAUUGACUAUACCAUUAGAGGAAAAUUUAUAUCCAAUUUCAAUUUCUCCCGAGACAGCUACAAUCUAUUCAUUAAAAUGUGUCUUUAACUCCACAUUUUCCAGAUUAUUAGUGAAACACGAAAUUUAUUUAGAUAAAGUGAUUACUGCUGAAUUAGAUGAAGGAGUGGAUCCAGAAGAGAUUACCUUAGAAUAUAAGUCUUUGAAACAUUACAAGUUUGCACUCGAAAAGAUACUUUCAUCCAAAGUUUUGAUGAAUCAGCCUCUAGAUGGUAUAUUGGCACUAGUAAAAUUAUGUGAUAAUGUUGAAGGCAGUACUGCAACACCUCGAAAGCAUACUGAUUUACUCGAGAUAAUAAGUAAUUGCUUAAGAAAAAUGGAGACGAAAUAUUGGAACAAGAUAUUUUCUGGACUGGAAAUGACUCCCAGGGAUCUACUUGCAUUUUGUUUGGAGGGGAACGAGGCUAAAAUUAUGGGUGUUUUACUGCUAGUGUUUAUUAAUUAUGACGAUUCGGAGUUAGUACAGGAUUUAAGAAUGGAUGAAAACCAAUCGCAAGCACCUAUACCUGAAGAAGAAGAAGUUUCACAAUUUAGAUCGGAGCAUUCAGUGCUGAGCUUAGUCAAAGAUGAGGAAUUAAUGUUACGAAUUUUAAGACUUCUAGUCACUAGUGCGGCAAACGCCACAGACUCCAGUAAGGCAUCGGAAUCAUGGGACAUGUGUUUUCAAUUAAUACGUCUGCUAAGUGAGUUGGACAGACAGAACAAUACAGAUCUGGUGGAAAAGGCAAUGACCAUGUUUCAGUAA